Molecule: messenger RNA, 5088 nt
Organism: Phascolarctos cinereus (koala)
Lineage: Eukaryota; Metazoa; Chordata; Mammalia; Diprotodontia; Phascolarctidae
Gene: NCOA3
Product: nuclear receptor coactivator 3
Biological process (GO): positive regulation of transcription by RNA polymerase II; cellular response to hormone stimulus
Cellular component (GO): nucleus
Molecular function (GO): nuclear receptor binding; protein dimerization activity
Source: RefSeq, a predicted model, not a curated record
CAAGAAGGAGGAGGAGGAGGGCGAGCCCCGCCGCUGGCGUCCCCGAGUCCUCGCCCCUCGGAGCGCCCUGAGCCUCGGCAGGGAGGGGGGUCGUGUGUGGUGUGUGUAUCUGUGUGUGUCUGUGUGUGGUGGGGGGGCGCGCCCGCGCUGCCGGGGCGACUGAGGCGGCCGGACCGCGGCCGGGAGGAGGAACUGAGGCGCCGACGGCGGACAGUCGGACGCACGGACUGGCAGGAGCCGAGGAGUGUUCUGUUAUUGAAGUAAAAUACUAUAGAUUUUCUGAAACUGAACAUUGGAAUGCAUGAGUUAAAGUGUUGCUGAUGCAUAGUCAAAAUGAGUGGAUUAGGAGAAAACUCCUUAGAUCCACUGACUACUGAUUCCCGAAAACGUAAAUUGCCAUGUGAUACUCCAGUACAAGGUUUGAUUGGCAGUGGGGAGAAGUGGCGACGGGAGCAGGAGAGUAAAUACCUCGAGGAGUUGGCUGAAUUGAUAUCUGCUAAUCUCAGUGACAUUGACAGUUUCAAUGUCAAACCAGAUAAAUGUGCAAUUUUAAAGGAAACCGUGAGACAAAUCCGACAGAUAAAGGAACAAGGAAAGGCAGCUUCCAUUGAUGAUGAUGUUCAGAAAGCUGAUGUAUCUUCUACAGGGCAGGGAGUUAUUGAUAAAGAUUCCUUAGGACCACUUUUACUACAGGCCUUAGAUGGUUUUCUCUUUGUGGUGAAUCGUGAUGGGACCAUUGUAUUUGUGUCAGAAAAUGUCACACAGUACCUGCAGUAUAAGCAAGAAGACUUGGUUAAUACCAGUGUCUACAGUAUCUUACAUGAAGAUGACAGAAAGGAUUUUCUCAAGAAUUUGCCUAAGUCAGCAGUAAAUGGAGAUCCAUGGACAAGUGAGACACCUAGACAAAAAAGUCACACAUUUAAUUGCCGUAUGUUGGUGAAAACAGUGCACGAUAUUCUAGAUGAUGUGGGUGGCAGUCCUGAUAUGCGCCAGAGAUAUGAGACAAUGCAGUGUUUUGCCUUGUCUCAGCCACGGGCUAUGAUGGAGGAAGGAGAAGAUUUACAAUCUUGUAUGAUAUGUGUGGCGCGCCGCAUCAGUACAGUGUUCCCUUCAAACCCUGAAAGCUUUAUUACUAAACAUGACCUUUCAGGCAAAGUUGUCACUAUAGAUACAAACUCACUGAGGUCUUCCAUGAGACCUGGCUUUGAAGAUAUAAUCAGAAGGUGUAUCCAGAGAUUUUUUAGCCUUAAUGAUGGACAGACAUGGUCCCAAAAACGGCACUAUCAGGAAGCUUAUAUUCAGGGACAUGCUGAAACUCCUGUGUAUCGGUUCUCCUUAGCUGAUGGGACUAUAGUGACUGCCCAAACAAAGAGCAAACUUUUUCGGAAUCCAGUAACUAAUGAUCGCCAUGGCUUUCUUUCUACUCACUUCCUACAGAGAGAGCAGAAUGGAUAUAGAACAAAUCCCAACCCAGUGGGACAAAACAUACGAGCUCCCACAGUCGGAUGUGCCAGUUCUGUUGGAGGAAUGAAUGUGUCGCCAAAUCAAAGCCUGGCAAUACAGAAUAGGCCUUACUCCUUGGGUGAUCCCAAUGCAGUGGGACAGAUGAGUGGCAUUAGAUAUGGAGGCCCUAAUAACAUAAGCUCUGUAAAUCUUGGACCAGGAAUGCAAUCCUCUCCCUAUCAAAACAACAAUUAUGGGCUAAAUAUGAACAGCCCCCCACAUGGUAGCCCUGGCCUUGGCUCCAAUCAGCAGAACAUAAUGAUUUCUCCUCGUAACAGAGGUAGUCCAAAGAUGCCUUCACAUCAGUUUUCUCCUGUUGCAGGUAUGCAUUCUCCAAUGGGGUCUGCUAGCAACACUGGUGGGAACAGUUUCUCCAGUAGCUCUCUCAGUGCCCUGCAAGCCAUCAGUGAGGGUGUGGGGACUUCUCUUUUGUCUACGCUUUCUUCACCGGGCCCCAAGUUGGAUAAUUCUCCAAAUAUGAACAUAAAUCAACAAAGUAAAAUAGGCAGCCAGGAUUCUAAGAGUCCCGCUGGCAUAUAUUGUGAACAGAGUCAGGUGGAAAGUUCCAUAUGCCAAGCCAAUAGCAGGGACCACUCCAGUGAUAAAGACAGUAAAGAAACUGGUGUCGAAGGGCCAGAGAAUCAGAGGGGACCACCUGAAGGCAAAGGCCAUAAAAAACUACUUCAGUUACUAACAUGCUCUUCGGACGACCGGGGACAUUCCACUCUGACAAAUUCUCCAUUAGAUCCAGGAUGUAAAGAUUCUGCUGCCAGUGUCACUAGCCCUUCUGGAGUCUCCUCUUCUACAUCUGGAGGAGUUUCUUCCACAUCAAACAUGCAUGGCUCCCUGCUGCAAGAGAAGCACAGAAUUUUGCACAAAUUGCUGCAGAAUGGGAAUUCUCCUGCUGAAGUAGCCAAGAUUACAGCCGAAGCUACUGGGAAAGACACGAGUAGUGUAGCUUCUAGUGAAGGAAUAGUUAAGCAGGAGCAGCUAAGUCCCAAGAAGAAGGAAAACAAUGCACUUCUUCGAUAUCUGCUUGAUAGGGAUGAUCCUAAUGAUUCUCUUUCUAAAGACAUAAAACCUAAAGUGGAAGGUGUAGAUAACAAAAUGGGGCAGUGCGGCACCUCUUCUAUUCCUACUUCAAAUCAAGAAAAAGAGAUUAAAGUUAAGACUGAACAAAAUGAAGAGGUGAGUGGAGACUUGGAUAAUUUAGAUGCUAUUCUUGGUGACCUGACAAGUUCUGACUUUUAUAACAAUGCCAUGUCCACAAAUGGUAAUAACCUGGCAAAUAAGCAACAGAUGUUUCAAGGAAAUACCCCUCUAGGUUUGAGAAGCCCACAGUCUCUGCCAUCUGCUCGUCCUCCUUUUAAUCGAGCUGUGUCUUUGGAUAGCCCUAUACCUGUUGGUUCAAGCCCUCCAGUAAGAAAUAUUAAUGCAUUUCCCAUGUUACCAAAGCAGCCUGUGGUAAGCGGGAAUACAAGGAUGUUGGAUACGCAGGAGAAUUUUGGCUCUAACAUGGGUGGACCAAAUAGAAAUAUGACUAUGAACCAUCAUCCCUCAGGAGAGUGGGGUUUGCCAAAUUCUAAAGUUAGCAGAAUGGAACAAAAUGCAGGUUCAUUGGUGAGGCCAGGAACUGACUUUAGCAAUUCUUUACCCAGACCUGCAAUGGGUGGUACUUUGCCUGGACUUCCUGUUAGGUCCAAUAGUAUACCUGGUACAAGGCCAAUGCUGCAGCAGCAGAUGAUUCAUAUGAGGCCUGGUGAGAUUCCUAUGGGCAUGGGAGUAAAUGCCUACGGCCAGACAGGACCUUCUAAUCAACCUGGAUCUUGGCCUGAUAAUAUGUUAUCCAUGGAUCAGGGGUCUCGUGGGACACAAAAUAGAGCCCUUGUUAGGAAUUCCCUAGAUGAUCUCUUGUGUCCUCCUUCUAACAUAGAAGGUCAGAGUGAUGAAAGAGCUCUUUUGGAUCAGUUACAUACUCUGUUGAGUAAUACAGAUGUCAUGGGACUUGAAGAAAUUGAUAAAGCUCUGGGAAUCCCUGAUCUUGUAAAUCAAGGACAAGCUUUGGAAGCUAAGCAGGAGUCUUUCCAAAGUCAAGAAUCUGCAGUGAUGAUUGAACAAAAGUCUGCUCUAUAUGGACAAUCCUAUCAAGCCCAAUCUGCAGUAAUACAAGGAGGUUUCAGUAAUCUUCAGGGACAACAGCAACCGUAUAAUUCAAUGAUGAAUCAAAUGAGCCAGCAGGGUAGCUUUCCACUACAGGGAAUGCAUCCCAGAGCUAACAUGAUGAGACCCCGAACAAAUACACCAAAACAGCUUAGAAUGCAACUCCAGCAGAGACUCCAGGGCCAGCAGUUUCUGAACCAGAGUCGUCAGGCCCUUGAAAUGAAAAUGGAAACCCCUCCUGCUAGUGGGGCUACAGUGAUGAGGCCUGUAAUGCAGGCCCAAGUAAACUCUCAGCAAGGUUUUCUCAAUGCCCAGAUGGUAGCCCAGCGCAGCAGAGAGCUGAUUAGUCACCACAUCAGACAGCACCGGAUGGCAAUGAUGAUGCAGCAGCAGCAGCAGCAACAGACCCAGACCUUCAGCCCUCCCCCUAAUGUGACUGCUUCAGCCGGCAUGGAUGGUGCUUUGACUGGGACCUCAAUGCCACAAGCUCCUCCACAACAGUUUUCAUACCCACCAAAUUAUGGAAUGAGCCAACAGUCAGAUCCUGCCUUUAGCAGAGUAGCUAGUCCUCCCAGUGCAAUGAUGUCAUCAAGAAUUGGUGCCUCCCAGAACCCCAUGAUGCAGCACCCUCAGACUGCACCAAUGUAUCAGUCCCCGGAAAUGAAGGGCUGGCCAUCAGGAACCUUGUCCAGGAACAGUUCAUUUCCACAGCAGCAGUUUACCCCCCAGGGUAGCCCUGCUCCCUACAGUAUGAUGCACAUGAAUGGUAGCAGUGGCCACAUCGGACAAAUGAAUAUGAAUUCUAUGCCCAUGUCUGGGAUGCCCAUGGGUCCUGAUCAGAAAUACUGCUGACACAUGAAGUCCAGAACCUCCUGCUGAAAAGCACUGUACAAAAGUCUCUGCACUAGUAUUUUCAGGAGGUAAAAUAAGGGGUUACACAUUGUUUGUUAGUGACAUCUCACUUAAGGAAAGGACCUAGUUCCCCCAAAUCUUCAUUAAGGUAUUCCAAGUAACUUCAUUUGAACAGAUCUGGGUCAUGAGCUAAAAUAUUGUCUACCUGUUUUUCUGUAUAUUGUGGUAUAUUAAGCAAUGGACAUAAAUAUUUUUGGCAUUCUGCCUCUAGAGAUGUGAAUCUGGCAAUGGCAUUUUAGUAAAUAUGGUAGACUCCCUGUGUGUUAUUAUUUCUUUCUGCCUUGCUAUCCAAAGCCCUUUAAAUGUAGGCAGGCCAAAGAAAGUGGAGAAGUUGUGGGAUAGAAAAGUCUGGUUUCUCUAGUAGCAAUGUCUGACACAGAAUGUAGUUCCCAGCCUUGAGGCCUUUUUCCAUUGGUGAACAGUCCUCUCUUAACCUCUUGUCCCCAGUUAAUCAGAAUGCUUGAGGUCAUGUCCUCAACUUGAUAAGGGUUUUGGACUCCCCACCACCAUUGA